Meloidogyne enterolobii is the source of this 3108-nucleotide messenger RNA. Lineage: Eukaryota; Metazoa; Nematoda; Chromadorea; Rhabditida; Meloidogynidae. The record is from the annotation of a GenBank genome assembly.
UUUAUGCGAUAUAGCCGACUGGCUACAAACGACGACUCGUUAGACGAGUAUACGCCACUGAUGCUCAGCGAUCAACAAGGAGUAAGUGGGACAUCGCCUCAACAUCAUCAUUUGAAUACAGCUGACAACGCUCAUUUGCUUCCAAUUCUGUGUCCGUCAGUGCAGAGCAGUGUUGGAGGCGGAAGCAGCUUUGGGUCAAACCGGUCCGGAUUCUUUAAUAUGUUACAGUGCUUCAAAGGCCUUUUUCGCCGCAAACGUGUUCGGCACGCGCGCACAAUUAGAAUUGGCCAUGGCCCUGUUUGUACAGGUGGUCAUUCGUUCCCACCAAAUGUCAUCUGUAACAGAAAAUAUAAUAUAUUUACUUUUGUUCCAAUGGGAUUUGUUCUCCUUAUUACCUUAAUUCGUGAAUUUACCGAUGAUAUGGUUCGUUUAAUUCGUGAUAAAGAAGUGAACAGUGAAAAAUAUGAAAAGAUUACUUCUACAGGGAAAAUACUUGUGAAGAGCGCCGAGAUUCAAGUGGGCGAUUUGGUUGUUAUUGAAAAGGAUAGAAGAAUUCCUGCGGAUGUUGUAUUGUUGCGGACAACUGAAAAAUCUGGCGCUUGUUUUAUUAGGACCGAUCAGUUGGAUGGUGAAACUGAUUGGAAACUUCGAGUAGCUGUUCCAUACACUCAAAAUUUGGUCGAUGAACGUUUAAUUUUGGAUUUAAAUUGUGAAGUUUAUGCAGAGAAACCACAAAAGGACAUUCAUGCGUUUGUUGGAACAUAUAGGAUAAAUGCCGAAGAUUGUUCUCAUGACGGGUCUUUAUCUGUUGAGAAUGUUCUGUGGGCAAAUACUGUGUUGGCUAGUGGAACGGCUAUCGGUUUAGUUGUUUAUACAGGAAGGGAAACGCGUUCUGUCAUGAAUACAACAUUACCAGAUAGCAAAGUUGGAUUAAUUGAUAGAGAGGUGAACAAUUUGACGAAAAUUCUUUUUCUUUUUGUUCUUACACUUGCCUCUGUGAUGGUAGUGAUGAAGGGAUUAGACACCUACUGGUAUAGAUAUUUGAUGCGUUUUGUUCUUCUGUUUUCUUACAUUAUUCCUAUCUCACUCCGGGUUAAUUUGGAUAUGGCGAAGCUUUUCUAUACAUGGCAGAUUGGUAGAGACAAAAAUAUUCCUGAAACUGUUGUUCGAUCAAGCACGAUCCCUGAAGAGUUGGGACGAAUAGCUUUUCUUCUUUCUGAUAAAACUGGAACAUUAACUCGAAAUGAAAUGAGAUUUAAAAAGAUUCAUCUUGGAAGUACUUCUUUUGGGGGAGAAACGUUUUCUGAUGUUAGAAUGCACGUUGAGUCAGCUUACGGAGGAAAACUUGCUCGAAAUUCAUUUUCCGUUAAAUUGCAGACCGCUGUUGAGGCAAUUGCGCUCUGCCAUAAUGUUACACCAAUUGAUGAGAAAGGGAAAGCAACAUUCUACCAGGCGGCUUCACCAGAUGAGGUUGCGCUGGUACAAUGGACAGAACAGGUUGGGGUGAAGCUUGCUAAACGUGAUCUAGCUUCUAUGCACCUUGAAUUGAGCGGAAAUAGGAUUAAAUCCUUUCAAAUUCUCCAUCUUUUCCCCUUCACUUCUGAAUCUAAAAGAAUGGGCAUUAUUGUCCGAGAUGAACACACUGAUGAAGUUUCUCUUAUAAUGAAAGGUGCUGAUACAGUUAUGGCUCAAAUGGUUCAAUACAACGAUUGGCUAGAUGAGGAAUGUUCAAACAUGGCAAGGGAAGGUCUUCGAACAUUAGUUGUAGCAAAGAAGGUUCUUAGCAAAGAACAACUUGCCGAUUUUGAACGUGAAUAUCAUCGUGCCAAAAUGACAGUUACUGAUCGAAUGGAGAAUAUGGCAGCAGUUGUACGACUAUUGGAGAAUGAUUUGCAAUUACUUUGUUUAACAGGUGUCGAGGAUAGGCUUCAAGACCAAGUAACGACUUCGCUUGAACUUCUUCGUAAUGCUGGCAUCAAAAUCUGGAUGUUGACCGGAGAUAAAAUGGAAACUGCCAUUUGCAUUGCUAAAUCCUCUGGACUUUUUUCUAAAACAGAUAGUGUUCAUGUUUUUGGACAUGUCCGCGAUAGAACAGAAGCACAUAAUGAAUUGAAUGCUUUAAGAAAGAAGAACGACGUUUCCCUUGUAAUAUCUGGCGCAUCUUUAAAUAUUUGCCUUCAGUAUUAUGAGGCUGAAGUUGCUGAAUUAGUUUGUUCGUGUAAAGCAGUUGUCUCAUGUCGAUGUUCCCCUGAACAAAAAGCACAAAUUGUCAAUCUAUUAAAAAAGUAUAGACACCCACUUCGUGUUGCAGCUAUUGGUGAUGGAGGUAAUGAUGUCUCAAUGAUACAAGCGGCACAUGCAGGAAUUGGAAUUGACGCAAAUGAAGGAAAACAAGCCUCCUUAGCCGCCGACUUUUCUAUAACACAAUUUUCACAUAUCUGUCGUUUGCUUUUAGUCCAUGGACGUUUCUGUUAUAAACGUUCCUGUGCGCUUUCACAGUUCGUUAUGCACCGAGGACUAAUUAUUUCAACGAUGCAGGCAAUAUUUUCAUGUGUUUUUUAUUUUGCAUCUGUGUCGCUCUAUCAAGGUGUUCUUAUGGUUGCUUAUUCUACUGCUUAUACAAUGCUUCCUGUUUUUUCACUUGUCGUUGAUAGGGAUGUAACGGCACAGAAUGCAUUAACUUAUCCUGAACUUUAUAAAGAAUUAGGCAAAGGGCGUUCUCUUUCGUAUAAAACUUUUUGUAUUUGGGUUAUGAUAAGUAUAUAUCAAGGUUCAAUUAUAAUGUAUGGGGCACUUUAUGCAUUCGAUGAAGAUUUUAUCCAUAUUGUCUCAAUUAGUUUUUCGGCUCUUAUUAUAACUGAACUUGUAAUGGUAGCAAUGACAGUCCAUACAUGGCAUUGGGCUAUGUUAAUGGCUCAGGCACUUUCUUUGAGUCUUUAUGGGGCUUCUCUUGUAAUUUUUGACCGAUAUUUUGACCGUCAGUUUGUGCUCUCGUCUGAAUUUAUUGUUAAAACAACAGCAAUUACUUUAAUUUCUUGUAUGCCUUUAUAUGUUAUUAAAUUUUUGCGAAGACGUUUUUCACCUCCUUCUUAUGCAAAAGUUAAUUGA